Molecule: messenger RNA, 2551 nt
Organism: Nymphaea colorata (pocket water lily)
Lineage: Eukaryota; Viridiplantae; Streptophyta; Magnoliopsida; Nymphaeales; Nymphaeaceae
Product: protein S-acyltransferase 24-like
Exons: 13
Coding region: 110-1753 (547 amino acids)
Biological process (GO): protein palmitoylation
Cellular component (GO): Golgi membrane
Molecular function (GO): protein binding; palmitoyltransferase activity
Source: RefSeq, a predicted model, not a curated record
GUGAGAGGGGAACGUGCGAGAGAAGAAGGGCGACGAGCGCGGGAGGGUGUCGUGGGAAGGGGUGCCGGGGCACAACCGUUGUGCCGGCCGUCCUUCUGGUCGCUCGGAGAUGGCGUCGGAGAUCGAGGUCGUGGCGGAAGCGAGCGCCUCGCCGGUCUCCGUCGUCGGCGAGGACGGCCUGAAGGACGAUAUCUACACUGCCGCGGCCUACGGCGACCUCGAGAAGCUGCAGAAGCUCGUCGAGGGGGACGGCUGUUCCGUGUCGGAGCCCGACGGAUUGGGCUACUACGCUUUGCAAUGGGCUGCUCUCAACAAUCGGAGUGCCGCCGCACGUUACAUUAUCGAGCAUGGUGGAGACGUGAACGCGAAGGAUCACUCGGGGCAGACGGCGCUUCACUGGAGCGCGGUGCGCGGGGCGGUUCAGGUCGCGGAGAUCUUGCUUCAGGAGGGCGUGCUCGUUAAUGCGGCCGAUUUGAACGGUUAUCAGACAGCGCAUGUUGCAGCACAGUAUGGCCAAACUGCUUUCUUGUAUCAUAUUCUUACAAAAUGGGACGCUGAUGUCGAUACUCCUGACAAUGAUGGGAGGAGUCCACUGCAUUGGGCUGCAUAUAAAGGUUUUGCUGAUUGCAUUCGUCUACUUUUGUUUCUAGAUGCUUUUCGAGGGAGACAGGAUAAGGAAGGAUGUACUCCGCUUCAUUGGGCUGCUAUUAGGGGAAACUUAGAGGCAUGUACAAUCUUGGUGCAAGUUGGUAAGAAAGAGGACCUCAUGGCAACUGAUAACACCGGGCUCACUCCUGCACAACUUGCAUCAGAUAAAGGUCAUAUGCAAGUAGCAUUUUUCCUUAGAAAUGCUAAAAGGCUGCUUGAUAAUCGUUGUGAUGGAGACAGACAUCUCAGAAAACUUAUGAGAUUAGGACUAGCACCUGUGCUUUGGUUUAUGAUAAUAGUUCUUCUUGCCACAUACAUCCACUCUGUCGUCAUAGGUUUGAAUCUUUUAAGCAUAAAUGCUGCCUUUGGAUUUUUUGCCUGGUUAGGCAUUUUGCUUGCCACUUCUGGACUCGUAAUGUUUUAUAGAUGUAGCAGAAAGGAUCCUGGUUACAUAAAGAUGAAUGUACAUAUGGGAGACCUUAAAGAUGUUGAUCAGGAGCCUUUGUUGAAAUUGGAGCUGAAAAAUCCUGCUUUGGUUGCUGGAAAUUGGUCGCAGCUUUGCUGCACUUGCAAGAUAGUCAGGCCUCUGCGUUCGAAACAUUGCUCCACAUGCAAUCGCUGUGUUGAACAGUUUGAUCAUCACUGCCCCUGGGUGUCAAAUUGCAUUGGGAAGAGAAACAAAUGGGAUUUCUUAUUGUUUCUUAUUCUGGAAACUCUAGCGAUGUUGGUUACUGGUGUUAUAACUUCAAUAAGAAUCUUUACAGAUCGAACAUUUCAAUCCUCAUUCAGUGCAUGGAUGACUAGCGCUGGGAAUCAUCUUGGCGCGAUAUCAUUUCUAAUAAUGGACAGUUUCCUUUUUCUCAGUGUUGCAACUUUAACCACCGUUCAGAUUUCUCAGAUCUCCAACAACAUAACCACAAAUGAAAUGGCCAACGUAAUGCGCUAUAGUUAUUUGAAAGGGCCAGAUGGCACAUUCAGGAACCCAUAUGAUCGUGGUGUGUGGAAGAACUGUUCCAGUUUCCUGAUAAAGGGAUACAAUGAAGACACGGAACAUCUUGAACAGCCAAACCGUCUAGAAGGGAUUGGUGUGAUUCAGAUGACAUAAGCCAGCAUCAAAAGGUUGAGAUCUCUCCCUGAAUGUGAGGACAAUGGCCGCCUUCUGCAUGGAUGUUGUAAAGGAAGCUAAGGAUUCAUGGGCACAUGUGUGUUCCCAAUCAGCAGCAGCCAUGAGUUGGACAAGAGCUGAUCCUCGUCCCUCUAUGCUUGGUGAGAAAAACAAUCGUUGGCACGACGAGAUAACUUUUGUAGCUUCUAAUUCAUUGAAGGGUUAUGUCAUACAGCUCUGGAACGUGGACAGAGAGGCGCGGAAGCAUCCUGAUAUCACUUUCUUUUUUUACUGUUCCUCCCCUGUUGUAAUGCUUGUUGUAAAGUAGACAGAAUGGUUUGAAGUGCAGCUGCAGUAAAUUUAUCCUCAACCGAGUUUGGGUUUGAAAUGCGAGAAUGGUUCUGCUGACAAUAAAGUCUAGGCAGUUCCCUCGAAGAAUAUCGCUCGUCUUUACGUGGUUUCCAGGUACGUUCUAAUUGUUGAGCUGCUUUGUUUUCAAUGUUACUUUGUUUAGGUGAAUUUUCCGGUCUAGGUGAAUUUCCAGUGCAAAUUGCCAUUAUCAGAAACUCAUUGAAGCGAAGACUGUAAGCGAAAAUCCGACACACCGAAGAGGGUCUGACCGUGUGUCAAUUGCGUCGGGAAAUUACAAUGAUGCGGCAUUAACCAAUAGGAUCAUCAAGCCAGGUUGGUGGGUUUAGGUUGCCCCUAAAUCUUGGUUGGAGAAUAAAAAAGGGAAAUUGUGUUAGCUGUAUUCGAUUGCUUGAACAAUUAGAAUAAUCUUGGGCAUUUUUAGAAAUC